AUGCGUAUAGCCUAUGCUGUUAGUCAAAUUAUCCUAACUAAUAUUGGUCCAUUUAUUGGUGUAGUUAUUACUAAUGUUUCAGUGAUAAGAGCUUGUCGGCAGAGUGAUGCAUGCAGGAAAUCCUACACAUAUGACUCACAUAAAAUAUUUGAAAAGAGUAUUCAUAAUAACUUGACUCAAGAACAAUCCAGUACACAACUACGUUUACAAAAACGCCAUCUUUCAUACUUACAAAGAGAUUCAAAUAACAUAAAUCAACAGCAAAUAGGAACUGGUAGUUGGCGAACAGGUUCACAAGGUAAAGCGCCAGUGCAACGAAUACAACAAAGAGCAACAAAUCGUGUCACACCAUUAUUACUUGCAGUGAUUCUAGCAUUUCUUCUAUUCACUGCUCCUUUUGGUAUAGUACAUUUGUUUGUUUACAAGUAA
This is a messenger RNA of Heterobilharzia americana, 429 nucleotides long. The record is from the annotation of a GenBank genome assembly. NCBI's taxonomy places the organism in Eukaryota, Metazoa, Platyhelminthes, Trematoda, Strigeidida, Schistosomatidae.